This is a messenger RNA of Aspergillus welwitschiae, 297 nucleotides long. RefSeq lists its product as uncharacterized. The record is from RefSeq and is a predicted model, not a curated record. The transcript has a single exon. Bases 16 to 195 code for a protein of 59 amino acids. NCBI's taxonomy places the organism in Eukaryota, Fungi, Ascomycota, Eurotiomycetes, Eurotiales, Aspergillaceae.
CGUCAGUUCAUUAUCAUGAUCGAACUACGCUCAGAUACGUUUCUACAUUUUCUGGGGAACCUGCAGAUGGCCAUUGCAAUCCCAAACCGUUCUGUACCGAUUCAACCUCCUAAGCGAUCCCGAUUCCUGUCGGUCACCUGCCCGAAAAUCUGCUGCGCUUACGAGGAAAAUUCAGCCCUCAAGGUCUGGGACUGACCACGGCCGACCGAGAGAAUCGGGGCCGAUUCACAGCAUGACGAGGGCCUCAGCCAGCAACGAAAACCUGCAACGCUCAGCUACGACAAAUCCCGACCGAGC